Molecule: messenger RNA, 2398 nt
Organism: Chanos chanos (milkfish)
Lineage: Eukaryota; Metazoa; Chordata; Actinopteri; Gonorynchiformes; Chanidae
Gene: tnk1
Product: tyrosine kinase, non-receptor, 1
Exons: 13
Coding region: 1-2214 (737 amino acids)
Biological process (GO): protein phosphorylation
Molecular function (GO): protein tyrosine kinase activity; ATP binding; protein binding
Source: RefSeq, a predicted model, not a curated record
AUGGAUCAGGACACUCAGUGGCUGUACCAGCUUCUUGCUGAGGUUCAACUCGAGAAGUUCUACCACCGUGUUCGAGAUGGACUUAACGUGACACGUAUCGAGCACCUGGCCUAUGUGAAGGAAUCUGACCUUGAGCAGAUUGGCAUCAGCAAGCCAGGACAGCGAAGGUUAUGGGAAGCUGUCAAGCGCUACAAAAGCAACGCGCGGCCACGGUCAUGGAUGGCUAAAGUUUUCAGUGGCCGUGGCCCAGAGGGUGGUGACCAAUGGAAUGGCAGUGGAGCAGUUCAAGGUUCCGAGCCGGGGCGUUCAUUACCAUGUCUAAUUCAGGACAGUGAGCUGAAUAUGGGAGAGAAGUUGGGCUCGGGCUCGUUUGGGGUCGUGAGGAGGGCCGAAUGGCAAACACCCACUGGUCGAGUUUUGCCUGUUGCAGUGAAGUCGUUAAGGAGCACUGUCUCGAGACAAGCAGAUACACUGUCCGACUUCCUUCAGGAGGUCACCACCAUGCAAUCGCUGGACCACGUAAAUAUCAUCCGCCUCUAUGGCGUGGUGCUCACACAGCCUCUUAAGAUGGUAACGGAGCUGGCAUCUCUGGGCUCUCUAUACGACAUAUUACGAGCUCGCCAGGGCGAGUACCCCCUGGCCCGCCUUUGGCUCUUUGGCACACAGAUCGCGGCCGGAAUGGAGUACCUGGAGAGCCGGCGUUUCAUCCACCGGGACCUGGCUGCCCGAAACGUGCUGCUGGCCUCCCGCGAGCUGGUGAAGAUCGGAGAUUUUGGUUUGAUGAGGGGUCUCAGCCAGGAAAAAGACCACUAUGUUAUGACGGCGCACAAACGCAUACCUUUCGCAUGGUGUGCUCCGGAGAGUUUGCGCGUGGGCUCUUUCUCUCACGCCUCGGAUGUCUGGAUGUUCGGCAUCACGCUUUGGGAGAUGUUCACCUAUUGUGAGGAGCCAUGGUUUGGGUUGUCGGGCAGACAGAUCCUGUUUCGUGUGGAGCGGGAGGGCGAGCGCCUGGAGAGGCCCUCAGACUGUCCUCAGGAACUGUACGGCGUCAUGCGUAAAUGUUGGGCCCUUAACCCUGGCGACCGGCCCGCUUUCGCUCAGCUGACUACGCUGGUGGCUGAGGCUCAGCCCAUGGAGGUACGUGCGGUGAGAGACUUUUCAGAGCCUAAGAAGCUGACUCUACAGACCAAUGACCUGGUGACCGUCAUAGACCACGGGUUGGAACUCUGUGAGUGGAAGGGACAGAACCAGACGACACUGGCCGUCGGGUUGUUCCCCGCGACGCUGGCGGCUCCCUCCCUGACUGUCCCAGGAGGACCCUCCGUCAUCUCCCCACCUGUAAGGGGAAGCCUGCAGCACACAGGGCACGGUGACGUCAAACCAGAACGCAGCUGGGGCACGCCAGAACGUAUCAACGAAAAUACAGCCUGGAAAAUUCCACUGGCAAACAGGGAGAGAGUGGAGAACUCCAAUCUUAAGAGAAUGGCAGGUAUGUCCCGGAGUCUGGAGUCGGUUCUGGGGGAGAAACCCGACAAGGCUCAGGGAGGAGUUGGAACCAGGGUCGAAUUACGGAGACCCGCCCACCCCCAAAUGAGCCAGGACCCUCGGAGAUUCAGCGACGCCCUCCUUGUCCUGCCGCCGCGCCCUCCUCCCCCAAAUUUCAAACCUAUCAAUCCCCAGAUGAUGCCGAGAAAUCGGAGGCCUAUGGCCAAUCAAGUUCCAGGUCCCUGGGCUCCACAACCUUAUCCACACCAGCUGGCCCAGGCCCUCCAACAGCAGGGUGUGGUGGGCACCAACCUGGCAAAGACGGGCCAGCUGGCGCACUCUUCACCUCAACUGGAUGACAGCGGGGAAAAAGAAAGGGAGAGAGAACGAGAAAGGGAGAGGGCGAAAGAGAGAGAGAGGGUGCGGGAGAGGUACCCGCCUCAGUUGCAGCUGGACAAGGAGUCCCUCAUAAAACAGGUACAGGAGGCGGUGCAUGGGGUGACCAGUGAGGAGGUUCAGAAAGCAUUACAUCGCAAUGACUGGAAUCCUGUGAGGGCGGAGCAGCAGCUCAAGACCGAUCAGCUGUUUUUCAUGAACGUGUGCUCUCGGGAGGAUUGCCACAAGAUCCUGUCCCGGUACAAGUGGGACCUGCAGCUGGCCAGCCGUCACGUCCUCCGUAAGAACAGGGACGAGCGGGAAGUCUACGACAGACGAGCAGAGAGAGUAUAACGCAGGCUGGAGAAACUCCUCAUCGGUGAACUUUAAGGCCUAAGCGCGUUUUCCUUCAAAGUCUCACAUUUUAUGAGAGUUCAGGUACUUCAGAUUAGAAGAUGCUCAAUUCCUUCUCUUAGUUCCUCAGACUUUUAAGCGUGACGUCGAAGCGAAUGCGUGUUUGCCCUCGUCAGAAUGGAGA